UCCAUCACAAUUGCUAAUUAACUAAGACACCCUUCCUUGAUUGUGACACUAGCACGACGCACUUUCCUCUAUAUACAUAUACAUAUAUCCUCCUUCUGUCCAGCUAACGGUUUAUAUGCUUAGCUAGCUGUUUGUUUUGGCGAUACCAUUUGCAUUGCUUGCCCAGCAUCGUCGUCGUCGUCGUCGGGAGCAAGGAGGAGGAGAGACCAUCGAUCUUGAUUGAUUUGAAGCUAGAUGGCGGAGGAGGCGAAGAAGGUGGAGGUGACCAAGGACAUCGCCGAAGAGAAGGCAGUGGUGCCGCUGCCGACGCCGCCGGCCACCGAGCACGACGACUCCAAGGCCAUCGUCCUCGUCAAGGAAGCUGAGGCUACAGGAGGUUCAGCUGAAAGAGAUGCUUAUCUCGCAAAAAUUGUGUCGGAGAAGAGAUUGGUACUGAUCAAUGCCUGGGAGGAAAGCGAGAAAGCUAGAGCAGAGAACAGGGCGGCCAAGAAGCUGUCAUACAUCACUUCAUGGGAGAAUGCAAAGAAAGCAGAGAUGGAGGCUGAGCUGAAAAGGAUCGAGCAAGAACUGGAGAAGAAGAAGGCGGCGUACGAAGAGAAGCUGAAGAACAAGCUGGCAUUGCUGCACAAGACGGCGGAGGAGAAGAGGGCGCUCACCACGGCGAAGCGUGGCGAGGAGCUGAUCAUGGCGGAGGAGAUGGCCGCCAAGUACCGUGCAAAGGGCGAGGCUCCGACGAAGCUGUUCGGGCUCUUGAAAGCCUGAGAGAAAUCAUGAGGAGUUCAUCAUACAUAUAUGCUGGGAUUUGGUGUUGUUGAUUAGUCUGUGAACUUACAGAAAUUUGUAUAUGUGCAAUGCAUGGCAUCCGUGUUUGCGUCGUGUGUAUGUCGUCUAAUUGAAGGGCCAUUUGGUUUGUAUUUUGUCAGUUGGGUGGUUUGAUUUCUGGUGCGUUUUGUAAAGGAAUUGUGUAUAUGCAUAGGGGAGUGCAGGCAGGGGAUGAUGGAUUAUGAAUACGCUUAUUCUUUCAUGAAGAUUUGUUAGUAAUUAAACAUUCGUUAAUUGUUGUA
Molecule: messenger RNA, 1064 nt
Organism: Oryza sativa Japonica Group (Japanese rice)
Lineage: Eukaryota; Viridiplantae; Streptophyta; Magnoliopsida; Poales; Poaceae
Product: remorin
Source: RefSeq, a predicted model, not a curated record